GUCUCGCGGAGCACGGAGCGGUCGGAGAGCGAGCGGCCAGUCAGUCGUGCCGCGCGGCGCCGCGCUCCAUCGCCGCCGAGCGCCGAGAGCGCUACAUCACGCGCCCCGCGCGCUACUAUGCGACUCGCGUGUCGCGCUCACUCGUGUUGUGGUGCUUUAUGAUGGUACGGCAUGAGAGUGCCAGAUAUGCGGACGUUCCGUGACAGACGUGCUGCUCAACUCGCCACCGCCACAAGUGGGCGGAGAGACGGGACGCGUCCUAGGCUGCUCAGGGUGUGCUGUAACGCGAAGUGGGCAGCAGGGUGUGGUGAUGGAGGUGGUAAUACUGAGAGCGAGAGCCCAACUGAAUCGUCUAGUGUCGUCGGGUGAGAGGCGCGCGGGGGGCGGCGAGCGCUCGCCCCGUGCGGAGGGCGGUGGCGCGGCGGCGGGGGGCGCGGGGCGCGAGCGCAACGCCAGCAUGGCGCCGGCCGCGCCCGCGCCGGCGUCCACCGCGCCCUGGCUCAACGCCACGCUCGUCUACAACGCCACCCGGCUCAACGCCACUUUUGACACCGACUACGAAUUGCUCAGUUCCAAUUCCACCGACGAACACCAUCAUUGGUUUUGCGCGAAAUGGACCAACGCACAGCAAGAUCUCUUUCAGGCUGCCAACUUGUGCUUCGCGAUCGCAUUCCUAGCACCAAAGAGCUUUAAGCAGAGUAUCCUAGUACUGCGCGCGCUGGCGGCGGCGGGCGCCGUGCUCAUGGGGCUGUGGGCGGGCGCCGAGGUGUGCGCGCCAGACGUGCUCGCCUGGAGCCUCGCGCUCGUGCUCGUCAACUCUAUACAUACUGUAUUUCUUAUUAUAAGGUUUCUUCCUCCAGCACUAUCUCUCGAGCUAACAGAUUUAUACUUGAAGCUGUUCAAGCCUCUAAAAGUGAACAAGAAGCACUUCACGGAACUGACACGAGAAGCUAGGAUAGUGCGGCUCGAGCCCGGCGAGGCGUACGCGGUUGAAGAAGUGACGCCGGCAGACGAGAGAUUGUCUAUACUUCUAAAGGGAAAAAUGCGAGUUAGCUGUGACGAGACACAUCUGCACUACAUACAGCCCUACCAGUUCGUCGAUUCUCCAGAAUGGGAAGCCAAUCGCGAACAAUCAGACGACGUCUUCCAGGUGAGCGUGAUUGCGGAGGAGGUGUCCACGUGCGUGUGCUGGCCGCGCAUGCGCCUGGAGCGUGUGUUGCGUCACCGCCCGGCACUCAAGGUCGUGCUCGACUGCCUUAUAGGCAAGGAUAUAACGCACAAGCUGUACUCAGUGAGCGAGGGUUUGGGCGCCGGCGUAGGAGCCGACAAUGACGGGCCGCCCUCCCACCUGACGCGCUCCGCCAGCGUGGAUGCUGUGCACGAGGGCACGCGGGGACGCCUGCGCAGUAAUGCGUGGCGCGCGCGCACCACUGUCACAAAAGGGACAUCUUACUGGCAGCCAAUGGUGGCCCGUCAGUUCCUGCGACAAUCGCCAUUUGGGCGAGUGGCCCAACCACCGCGGUUGCUCGCGCAGGCAUCGUCAGCGAGCCUACAGCCAGCAGCGCCACCUCGGCGACGGAGUCCACCGCGACGGACGACGUCGUUCCGCCGCGGCAGGGAGGUCAAGUUUGCGGAGAUGACGAUAGCUACGGAGCCGGCUGUGUGACGCGGGCCGCGGCUCCAGCCCGAGCUGGUGCCGCUCGUCUCUCCACAAACCUUCUCCCCCACUCACAUGUCGCCAUCUCUCAAGACACCCUGACCGUUAACCGAGCGAACGGACUCGCCUCGUACCACAGACUUCUAGCGAGCCUUCGUUGUCUACAAAUACUUGGUGCCCUUAUAACACAGUGCUGUAUUUUAUAUUGGAAAAUAAACGUUUAAGUACAAGUGAAAUACGGAAACAUGUUUACGUUAGUGGUUUGAGUUCGUUCACAAAAAUUACCCGUUAAACAACUCGGCGUGUACUGUGACGUUUUCUCGUUUGCUCGAACAAAGACUUAUGCGGUGGAACUAUGUAAAGUCCUACAGUGGCACUGAUGCAGCAAGUGGACGCUUAGUGUAUAUUGAAUAUUAUAAUUUUAAUGAGUGCCGGUGUAAUAUUGUAAUUAUUGUGUGAGAAAGUAGUCUAGUGCCGACGUACCUAUUGACUGUAUGCAUUGCAGUGUACAGGAUUACUUAACGCUCAAGUACUAACCAAAAUGAACACUAUGCUAAAGUGACAAGUUUUAUAAUUGCAAAUAAUGCGAACAGAGCGAUGAAUAGUUCCAUAUACUGAUAGAAUAAAGGAAUUGUAAUUAUACCUAAUUUUUUAGAGAUCAAUAAUUCAAAUGUGGAAUUCUAAAAGUAUUUUAAUGUUAAAGUAAUUAAUUGUUUAUUAGUGGUAAGAUGUGUUAAAUUCGUGAUAAAAUAUUAAAGUUACUGCGCGAGUUUAUAUUAUGUAAUAUUCAUCAAAGGUUUACUGCAUACAUAUUUUCGAAAUCCGUGUUCUACAUUUAACAUAAGUGCGUAUGAACCUUAAAACUAUUUUUCUUUCUUCUGUCGCAAAAGGAAUUGUUAGCUGAUGUAUGCCUGCCUUCGUUUUCAAAUAUAAACAAAAAGUCCUGGUGUUACAAAGGUGGCAAUGCCUCAAUAUUUCUUAGAAUCUUACAUAUACCCCGAAGGUAUCUGUAUUUCUACAAUAUAUUCUAAAAUAAAAACAAAGACUUAAUUCGAUGAUUUACACUGCAACUUUUAAAUCCUAGUUUACAAUUUCAAAAACGCUUCUGUUCCGAUUAAAAUUUCAUUUCACCAAAAAGGGUCAAUUUAUAAAUCACUCGUGAUAGUUACAAAACUUGUGAAAAUUACAACGAAAGCAAUGGUUUGUGUUAGUCUGUUAGUGUAGUCGAUGUCCGUGCUUAUUGUAUCCAAAACAGAAAAUAAGGGAAUACUUCCAAACCUCCCCGUAAUUAUCUAUCUCAGUCCAAUUUAGAAAGCUGAUUUAUCAGUCAUAAUACCUUCUCGGUACAUAUGUAUAAACGAAUCUUUUAUUACCAAUCCAUUGACCACAAUGAAAUAAAACAGCAUUGCUUAUCACUAUCUAUCUAUCUACUUAUUGUCUACAUCGAUCAAACUCCGGUAGCCAAGGUUGAAGUCAUGGCAAGUCUUUGAAAUUCGUGUGGUCAAUAUGAACCUACCCUUUUACUUAAAUUAAUCUUUGUCCUUAAACUAAUCCCAGAUUUUCAUUGCAAUAUUUAAUUUGACAUGAAAAUUGAUAUUAUAAACGACUCGUUUAAGUACACCAAAAAACGGAAUUUAUAGAUAGAUAUAACUUUAAGAACUGUUCUAAUGUUCAAAUUGCACAUUUGGAAUAUCUCACUCAAAGAAAAAAUAUUCAAAUUCAUCUAAAUGCUAAGAGCUGAGCUUUUAGUAAAUGUAUUUACUCAUAUUGUGUAAGCGUCAAGAGACUCGCAAUCUCUACUUAAAUAAGUGUCAUGACACAUCUGAAUAUAGAGAGAUUCAAAUAUCACAAAUCGAAGGAAUAAUUGGCAGUAAAAGUACGCCACUGAUGAAAAGGAAUUCUGACUUCAUAUUUGUGAUGUUUGGAUCACAAUCAUAGUACAUAAUUACUCACUUCGAUGUUUAGUUGAUGUUGUUGCUUCACUAUACGUGUACGGUGUCAGACUAGAUGGGCAUGUAGUUCGGUACCUACUUACUGUUCUAAAAUUCGUCGGAAUUGUACUGUCGACGAUUAAUACGUAAUAUAAGAGACCGUACAACGAGGAUCAAGUCAUCACUCUUCACUAUUAGAUAGGUAAUCUUAAUACAAUGAGUGAUACGUGCUACGUACUCUAAUUAUGAUAGUCUACGGCAACCAGAGAGAACUUCUAAAUGAUAAGAUAUAACAAAAUAGAUAUACAACCUUAAAUUUUCUGAUAUAAAUAUUGCAGAGUAUUUUUUACGUUUUGUAACGUAUUUAAAAUUGACAAAUAGGCAACAGUGUCGCAUUAAGAAAUUGAUAGACAAGUUACUAUUUUCAAUGUAUCUAUUUUUAAUACUAACCGGAGUAUUUUAAAUUGCAUCCCCAUAAAGUAUUAUUUUCUAUAAUUAAUUCUGUUUAUAAACCCUUCGAAAGUUCUGUAAUCUUCCAUAUUUACUGAGAUGAGUGAAUGAUUUGUUAUCCCAAAGCGUUAUUGGGAAUGCUUCCCUUUGAGUCUUCCAAUUUCAGUGUAUUCUAUUGUUGGUCUGAAUUUCUAGAUGCAGGAACCCCUUGUCUAGGAAAGUAUCGAUGUUUCCAAACAGCAGUCUUGUGAUGAAUGAAUGAUCUCGGCGUUACAUCCUGAUUGUACGGUGUCUGUCACGAAUACAUAUCGUUCUUCGUCUUGUCUCGUCUUGUUAGUUCUUUCUCUAAUGGUGUAGUAAUGUUCUCGGUGGGCUAAUUUUUUAAUGCAGUAGUUUAUACGAACAGACUAUACAUUAAAUAGGUAUUCACCACAUUUUCACUGUCAUCAUAGCAGUAAAACGCUUUGUUAACGAUUUAACUAGUGGCAGGAGGCGGUCAGGGAAAAUUGCGAUGUUGUUACUUGGUAUCAAAUGAGGAAAACUAUUCACUCGCUUACAGGCGUCACUUACCUACGUAACUUUGGUAACAAUGUCGCAUCUUUCCCUUCGUCUUGAUGCAAAUUACAAAAAUGUUGGCCUUGCUCUUAUGGUGUAAUAAAAUAACAUUAUAAAAGGCUAGUGAAAUUUUGAUAACUAAAUACCAACUAGACUUGAAAUUAUAAAUUGAUAAGGUAAAUCAUUACGACGUUAAUUAUGUAUUCACUAACAUAAAUAAACUCACAGCGUGUUUCAUGUUCAAAUGCUUUUUGAAAUUGUGUGUCAUUAGUUGACUGAUAACGUUUGUGUACCUCAUGCUUAAGACGACUUCGGAACAAGAGACUCGAUGUUAUCACAGGAAUUGGAGCGGCGACAGCCAUGUUUGAUUUCCUAAUUAUUAAAAUGGCAUUGUUAAAAAUCUUCUCAUGCAUUCUGUCCUACUUCCUACAGUACCUACUACUACUAAAGUCAGGAAUUUAAAUAAAUCAAAUCUCAAUUUAUUUCUAAGUUUAGUACGGUGUAUUUAGCGGCUUACAAUAUAACGCGCCCAGUAAAACAUAAAUUAAUGAUAAUGUAAUCGCUUGACUGUAUUCAUUUGUUAGCGUCACUUAGCAUUUGAUAAAGUAAUUUACUGUCAAAGCUAUGUAUAUUUAAUUGUACAAAAUCGGGAGCAAAUGCAACAUUAUUUAACGCUUUAUACUUUAUACUAUUGUUUUUAACUGACGUAGUCUGUGGCUACUAAAGGAUUGUAAUAAUCUGUCUACUACAUAAUGUACAAAGGAAAGAUGUCAAUAUUUAUAUGUUUUAUGCGCUCUGUAUCAUAAGUGAAUGAAGUAAUGUAUGUCUAAAUGUGAUCAAGCACUCGUGUACAAAGUUACAAUGCAAUACCUAGCUCUUCCAGUGGUUCUCCGUGUCUACACAAACUAAGACACGCGAGUCCCAAUUUCUUCCAGUAUCACAACUAAAGUUUUAUACACACAUUCAUUUUAAAUAACUACAUCUAAAUAAUAUAAUGUUGUAUAUUCUUCAGUAUAAUUAGAUAUGUACAUGUAGGCAGUUACGAUGUGAUAAUUACCGACAUAUUCAUAAACUUGUGAAUGGCGCGAGUCGAAGUAUGCACAGUCAUUGUUUUAGAAAAUGUUUUAAUUCAAUUACGUGCAGUGAUUAAAAGCAAUAGUUGAUAGUGAUAAUGACAACUUAAAUGCUAUUUUAUCUGUGUGUUGUUACAUAGUAUGUAUAUUGUAUAAUGUAUUGUAUUGUAUUGUAUCUGCUGCGGACUAAAACAAUGAUCGGUAGCGACACUUUGCAGAGCGCCUCUGUGAUACACGUUAGCUAUUUAGACUAGGAGUCGUCGGUUCGUAUUCAUGUACUCGCAAUCUGAUGUUAUUCUCAUAUGGGUUGCCUCCUGCGUCUCGUCAUACAUGACAUUACAGUUAUUGAUUAUAUUAUUGUAUUUAUUCACUUUAUUAACAUGUUUAUUAUGUCUUUAAUAAAACAAUUGCUUAUUA
Spodoptera frugiperda (fall armyworm) is the source of this 6083-nucleotide messenger RNA. Its product is annotated as blood vessel epicardial substance. Lineage: Eukaryota; Metazoa; Arthropoda; Insecta; Lepidoptera; Noctuidae. The record is from RefSeq and is a predicted model, not a curated record. Gene Ontology annotation, cellular component: sarcolemma. Gene Ontology annotation, molecular function: cAMP binding.